AUGCACGUUAACGCUGAACCUCAAGAGAAUUCUAGCUCGGAUACACAGAAUUUGACAGUUACUAACGCAACACAUGAAAUUGAAGAAAACGAAAAAAAUAUUGAAGAAAAAAUUACUGACGAAAAAUUCAAUAACUUUGAAGUGACAAACACUGAACAAAGUCAACAUAAUGAAGAUAAACUCCUUGACAAAUAUGUCUCUCAACAUACUUUAAUUAAACUAGAAGAAUAUUGGGAAAACGUUAAAGCAAUUCCAAAACCUACAAUUGUUUUGAUGUCUAUAAUUGGAUUGCUUUCAUUCUAUUUUAUUUCAGCAAUUUUUGGCUCACUUUAUUUUCCAACUACAGAUUUAAUCUGUAACAAUACCCCUUAUUCUGAUUUGGUUUUUUCAUUUUGUAAAUCCCCAAUUCCCAAUUUUACUGCUAUCGUUAACGCGCAAGUUGAAGCACAAGAACGGCUUUUAAAACAGGCGGCAGAACUUGAUUCGGAAGGUUCAUUGGCUCAUGAUAUUAAAAAAGCCGAAUUAGCUACAAAAGAUUUAAUGUUGAUCGUUAAAUAUUCUGAUUUAAAAUCCAAAAAUCUUUUGACUGAAAAACUGAAAGAAUUUGCAGAUACAAGUUUUGAAGCAAAUAGUGAUCUUCAAACUUUACAAAUUAGAGCUCAAACUUCUUUGGAUAACACAAUAACUUAUAUUUCAUAUACUUUGAAGACUCUUGAAGAUUUCAGUGGAAAAAUUAUUAGUCCAAGACAAGAAAGAGAUUUGAAUAAACAUCAUAAUAUUCUUAUGAAAUUGACCGAUGAUGAUCUUCGAAAACUGAUUGAAGCUACAGACAAAACAUUGAACAUGUAA
Funneliformis mosseae is the source of this 849-nucleotide messenger RNA. The record is from the annotation of a GenBank genome assembly. NCBI's taxonomy places the organism in Eukaryota, Fungi, Glomeromycota, Glomeromycetes, Glomerales, Glomeraceae.